AUGUCUAAUUGUCUAUUGAUAGCACAAAGCAGCGUGGCAUUCAGCAAAAUGGACAAAUUUUGUAUUAAAACCCUGGAAUUUAUCAUUGAAAAAACUUUAGCCCUCUCAAACAUACGCUCCUCAAUGUCUUUUGAAAACAGAUGGGUCUUAAGAUCCGCUCUAAACUUCGUAAGUGAUGGAGAAGUAGUCAGAGAAGUAGGUAGAGAGUUCCAGAGAAAAGGGCCAGAAAAAGCAAAAGCAGAUUUAGCAAAAGAGUGUUUAACACGAGUUAAAAAGAAGCGAGAACAAGAAGACGAUCGUAAACCGGGGCGUUUAGGUUCAAUUAAUAUAUCUGAUAAGUAUUUGGAAAAUAAUUUACAUUGUAAACAUAAACGUGCAAAUUUUAAAAAUUAUUCUAUAUUUUAUAGGGGGCCAGUGCAAGAGAACAUGGAGAUAUAUGAAAAAAGAAAGGAACACGAGCAACAGAGUUAA
Helobdella robusta is the source of this 471-nucleotide messenger RNA. RefSeq lists its product as hypothetical. The coding region runs from base 1 to 471 and encodes 156 amino acids. Lineage: Eukaryota; Metazoa; Annelida; Clitellata; Rhynchobdellida; Glossiphoniidae. The transcript has 2 exons. The record is from RefSeq and is a predicted model, not a curated record.